This is a messenger RNA of Tachysurus vachellii, 3266 nucleotides long. It is a transcript of the gene cdcp1a, whose product is annotated as CUB domain containing protein 1a. The record is from RefSeq and is a predicted model, not a curated record. Bases 188 to 2650 code for a protein of 820 amino acids. The transcript is spliced from 9 exons. NCBI's taxonomy places the organism in Eukaryota, Metazoa, Chordata, Actinopteri, Siluriformes, Bagridae.
GGUAGUGUGUGGUUUUGGACGUUACCAUAAACGCACCGUGAAAGGGCGGAGCUCUUCUGCUCACCUGAGGGAACUACACUGAGGAAACAAGUAACGGCUGAAGUCCAGGAAGUAAACCACAUUUUCAAGGGGAAAGGAUUUGGCAUCAGUGGCGAGACGUUAAGGUUUUACUCGAGUAUCCUGUCCCAUGCGGAAGGGAGAAGUCAUGGGUCUGUUGGGUGACAUAGUAUUUGUGUUUGGACUGUUUCAGUCGGUGUGGAUAAGCUCGGUCUCAGGUGGUCCAGCACUUACCAUAAAUCUUCAAAGUGAUUCUACCAUACAUAUAAAUAGGAGUACAGCUUCACAGAUAAAAUGUGAAGUUUGUAUUGGAAAUAGAUGCCAGUUCACUAUGACCCUCAGUAGAAGCAUGGAAGUGGUCUUCACAUGUUCAAAACCAGAAGAUGUCUUCAUGGUGGAGAUUGUUAGACAGAUUGUAUGCACCACUACAUGUAAUGGAAUGAUCACUCCAGAGGACAUCCCAUCUCUUCAGAACUUUAACCGCACCUUUAGCUGGAAUGUGAAAGUCCAGGGCCACAAGGCUUACUGCUUGGACUUUACCAGAACAGGAUUAAGGCAGAUCCAACCUACAGAGCACUGUCAAGACAAACACAUCUACUCAGUGUCUAUAGGCGCAGUCACAGUUGGGAAGUUUUGCCAUCAGGGUAUCAUCAAAAGCAUGCAAGUGCUUCAGGAAGGAAGAGUUACUUUGCAGGUGCCUGGAAAACAACAGCUGAAUACAGUGAGCUUUGGCAUAACAAUAGGACCGGAAAUAACAUCUUCUGCGAUUAUCAACGUUACCCUGCCAGAGGAACCAUGGUCCCAGGAUUUCUUUUCACCAAACUACCCAGAGAGCUUUCCUGAUGACGAUUUAAUCACAUGGGCCUUCCAAGUUCCAUACAAAUACUAUUCAACGGUGCAUAUUCUGAACUACACCAUUCCCAGGUGUAAACUAAAGGAUGUACGAUUGGAGUACCAGCUAUUUUCCAAGAUCAUGGUGAAAAAACUGAGUGAGCCACAGCUAUCUGAGCACCAGGGCUCCUUCGAUCUUUCACUGCAUAACUGCCAUGUAGACACACAAUCCUCCACCAAUCUCACCCUGCAUUUCAAUAUCUCUUCCACCCGGAGAGGCAGUGAAGUGCAUUGUACUGUGGAUCUGAAGUUGGAAAAGGGGCUAGUGAUACACAUCAUGAAAAAAAAAACCCAAUCAGACUGCAAUUUGAAACUGAAUUCACUGGCCCAGGAGACAGCCACCAUCACUUCACCAAAGGUCUCCCAUGUAUCUUUCAUUGACUGCAAAGAGGAGGACCUGCUCAUCACUAUAAACAAAACUAUAACAUGUCAGCAGUUCAGAGACUGCCCAUCCUCUGAAACUCUAAGGGUGCCUGCACUAGACAAAUGCAUUGUGGGAGUUGUGCAAGAGGUCCGAUGGUUCCUGAAUGGCCCACAGCAUGGCACAGUGGAGCUGGUGUCAUCAGAAGGCAGCCUGCAGCAAUCUCUGCCUGGGCAUUUAUGCAAAGACACUGUUCUUCUCAGUGUGUCAGAAAAUGAGCCCCAGGGCGUCACUGUCGGGCAGUUUUGUCCUCAGGGAGCGAUUCACAAAAUGCAAAUCAAUGUUACAAACAUUACAGUGAGCGCUUCUUCCACAGGUGGCAAGAAUUUAAGGCAGAUCACCAACUCCCUCUUAAAAGUUUCAUUUACUAAAGCUAUAAAAGAGAGCUAUAUUUUCACUGUCUUGCCAAAAAAGGAUAUACCAGUACUCUUAGGUACUCCAUCGUGGCCUUUGGGAAUGAAGUCAUAUACGACUGUCUCUUGGUCCAUCUUAUUUCCUGCACAGCUCGAGGCUUAUGUGAGCUUUCCCAGUGUUAGCCAGCUCACAUGUAAAAAUCGCCCGGCAUACAUUAAAUUGCACAGGCAGCAAUCACAUGACAAGAUGUACAGCUGGCAAGAUCAAAAUCCUAAGGAUGUGGUGGUAUCACAGAAUUUUUACCUCAACAUGUCAAACUGUUUACCAGUGAAAGGAGCCUUCAGUGUGGUCAGCCAGAUCACCUUGCACUUGGGCAAAAGCGUGCUUUUGAGCAUCAUCCUGAGUGUUGUGGGUGUUGUUUUACUGCUGAUGGUCAUAAUUUUAGCUGUAUGUUGUAUUUUAAGAAAAAAGAAGAAGCAGAAAGCUCCUGAGGUCUCAGUCUACAAUCCCAGUAGGCAUCCCUUCCUGCCAGGCCUUCACGGGAUUCCCCAGGAAACAGAGGAUGAAGAUUUUCAUAUUUAUCAUUAUAUAAUUGACGACCAGGUAAAUGGGCAUCUUGAUAAAGACACUGUAGAAAUGAACGAGGCUGUGAGCGUGUACAGGGAGUUCACUGGACCGACAGAGCAGCAGCCAUUAACAGAGAAGCUAGAAGCCGAGGAGCCAGAAGUCGGGGUCUACAGGCCUUUCACAGGGUCCCAGAGUGCACCAGAUGUGCCUGUUACACUUGUAAGGUCAGUAGAAAAUCUGGCAUUUAAAGACAAGCAGAAAACUGAUGUGGAAAUCAGUGCAGUUGACUCUUUUCACGAGCAGAAAACCGUACCAAACAUACAGGAAAACAUACCGAAAAUAAAGCCAGAGAAGGCUUAAUAAGGCCUCAGGGAGAGUUUACAGUUAAAACGUGUAAUGAACUGGAAGCUAACAUAAUAGAGAAUUAUAUUUUUUUAAAUGUCUUUUUUUUGGUGGAUUCAUUUACUACUAAGUUACCUGUUCUACAUUUUGAAAUAUAUCAUUGCUUCCUGUUAAUAGCACAAAAUGCUUGUUUACUUUGGAAUACAAAGUAAAUAUAAAAACAUCUCAGAAUAUAGCAGUACUUUUUUGUGAGCUACUACACUGUUUUUAUUUCAGAAUUAACAUUUUCAUUUUUGUACUACAUAUUAGAAUGUGUUGAGUGUGGUAGUGACAUUAUCACCAUAAAAAUAUAAAUAAAUAAAUAAUUAAAAAAAAAAGUUUUUUUUGUUGUGUAAAAGGCAUAGCCAGUGUAUACUUGUUGCUACAUUAGCUUGUAUGUAUAAAACAUUGCUUUUAUAGAUCAAAAAUGCUCCAGUCAUGUAAGUUACAUAAAUAAGAACAUUUAUUUUAAUGUUCAGAUGAUGUCAGUAUUGUUCCAGAUCAUUCACACAUCUGGCUUAUUAUGUUGUAAAGUCCUCUGGAAGCAGCAAUAGCCAUAUUAUGCAACAAAUAAUAAAAUAUCUGUUUUAUUGAA